AUGACUAGUCCUGGCACGAAGGGGUCGUGGCUCUCGCAGCCGAUGGUGAAGAGCGUGCUGGUGUAUCGCAACGGGGACCCUUUCUUCCCGGGGCGCCGCAUUGUUAUCAACGAGAAGAAAGUGUCCAACUUUGAGGUCUUCCUGAAAGAGGUGACAGGAGGGGUGAAGGCACCCUUUGGAGCUGUGCGUAACAUCUAUACCCCCCGGGGUGGGCAUCGUGUCCGGCAGCUGGAGGAGCUUCAGAGUGGAGAGCAGUAUGUGGCUGGUGGCAAGGAAGCCUUCAAGAAACUCAACUAUUUGGACAUCGGUGAAACAAAGAAAAAACCUGCAGAAGUCAAUAACGAGGUCAAGCCAGUUACUCACAGUAGAAUCACUGUGUCAGCACGAUUUCGAAAACCCCUACAGGAGCCCUACACUAUUUUCCUGAUUGCUAACGGAGACCUCAUUAGCCCUGUAGUGCGCCUCCUCAUUCCCAGGAAAACACUGAAUCACUGGGAUCAUAUUCUCGAAAUGGUUACAGGAAAAGUUACCCUCAGAAGUGGAGCUGUUCACAGACUUUACACUUUAGAUGGAAAACUUGUUCAGAAUGGGUCAGAGUUGGAGAACGGGCAAAUUUAUGUUGCAGUGGGUAGAGAAAAAUUUAAGAAGUUGCCGUAUGGUGAUCUGCUGUUUAGCAAAUCUGCAGUGAGAAGGCCACAGGGUUCCAAAGUCUCUGUACUACCUCCGAUUGUGGGAUCUCGUAAGUCUAAAGGCAGUGGAAACGAUCGGCAGUCUAAAUCUACCGUUGGAUCCAGUGACCCAGGAGAAAACAGUUCCUCACCUCAGCCUCCCAAAGGGAAAGACAAAAAAAGCCAGAAUCCAGAGGAUUCUGUGUCCAGACGACACUUUUCUAACAACUCCACAAAAGUAAAACAGACAGUAAGAGCUUCCACAGGAGUCCUUCAAGAUACUGGUGAAGAUAUUUACAAAGCCAGUGAAGAGCGAUCUGAAAUGUGGGGGGCAGCCGAAGUGCAGGAAGAUGAAGAUACUCGUGUAGAAGUUCCACUGGACCAG
Messenger RNA from Balearica regulorum gibbericeps (East African grey crowned-crane), 1053 nucleotides. The record is from RefSeq and is a predicted model, not a curated record. Lineage: Eukaryota; Metazoa; Chordata; Aves; Gruiformes; Gruidae.